AUGGGUGUUUCUCAACAGCCUCUUCUUGAAUCCCUUGAAUUUCUCAACAAAUUGCUCAAACAAUCCCAAGCCAGGAGAAAAUGGUCUUCCCAAGUUAGCAGCAUGAAAAGAGGGCAUAUCAAGAACAUAAAAUCAAGAAGAAUUUUAAUGAAGAGGAGGGCAGUUCUGGAUCGUUCCCGGAGGCCGGUUGGCCCGGCCAGAAACCAGAUUGAAAGGAAGGUAAAAACCCUGAAGAAACUUAUUCCAAACUGUGACUCAAUGAGAUUGGAUAGGCUUUUUAGAGAGACAGCAGAUUACAUAAUAGCUUUGCAAAUGAGAGUUAAAGUCAUGCAAAUUAUGGUCAAUGUAUUUUCAGGUUCUGAUGACUGA
Molecule: messenger RNA, 369 nt
Organism: Fraxinus pennsylvanica
Lineage: Eukaryota; Viridiplantae; Streptophyta; Magnoliopsida; Lamiales; Oleaceae
Source: the annotation of a GenBank genome assembly